Callorhinus ursinus (northern fur seal) is the source of this 3105-nucleotide messenger RNA. RefSeq names its product MORC family CW-type zinc finger 4 (gene MORC4). The record is from RefSeq and is a predicted model, not a curated record. Gene Ontology annotation, cellular component: nucleoplasm; nucleus. Gene Ontology annotation, molecular function: zinc ion binding; ATP hydrolysis activity. NCBI's taxonomy places the organism in Eukaryota, Metazoa, Chordata, Mammalia, Carnivora, Otariidae.
GCCGCCGCUCGGCUCUGCCGGCCUCACCCCUCCCGCCCGGGACAGGUGGCUGGAGCGCGCCCCGCCCCCGCCAGCUGCGGGUGGGAGCGAGGGAGGGCCAGCCCCGGACGGCCGCCGCCAGCUGCGAGGGAGAGUGAGAGAGGGCCAGUCCGGGACGGCCGGGCGAGGAGUCCGGCGGCAGCAAACGAGUAUCGUGGCGGCCAAAAAAAUGCUCCUGUACCGAGGGGCCCCCGCGGGCCCUGGCGCGCCGGCAAGCGGGCUGGCCCGGCCGGGCGGCGGCCCACAGGCCUUCGGGAUCCGCCUGAGCACGAUGAGCCCCCGCUACCUACAGAGCAACUCCAGCAGCCACACGCGACCCUUCAGUGCCAUCGCGGAGCUGCUAGAUAAUGCUGUAGAUCCAGAUGUAUCCGCCAGGACCGUCUUUAUAGAUGUUGAGGAGGUCAAGAAUAAAUCUUGUUUGACCUUUACUGAUGAUGGAUGUGGGAUGACACCUCAUAAACUACACCGAAUGCUCAGCUUUGGCUUUACAGAUAAAGUAAUAAAGAAGAGCCAGUGUCCCAUCGGGGUCUUUGGUAAUGGUUUCAAGUCAGGCUCCAUGCGGCUAGGAAAGGAUGCUCUUGUCUUCACCAAGAAUGGGGGUACUCUCACUGUUGGACUCCUAUCACAGACCUAUCUGGAAUGUGUCCAGGCCCAGGCAGUUAUUGUACCAAUUGUUCCAUUCAACCAGCAAAACAAAAAAAUGAUUAUUACUGAGGAUUCCUUGCCCAGCCUAGAAGCCAUCUUGAACUAUUCAGUUUUCAACAGUGAAAAUGACCUGCUGUCCCAGUUUGAUGCCAUCCCAGGCAAAAAAGGCACUCGGGUUCUCAUUUGGAACAUCCGCAGAAAUAAAGAUGGAAAGUCUGAGUUGGACUUUGAUACAGAUCAGUAUGACAUCCUGGUAUCAGACUUUGGCACAGAAGAAAAAGAGACUGGUGGUGUUACCUGUGAGCUGCCAGAAACAGAGUAUUCUUUACGGGCAUUUUGUGGUAUUCUGUAUAUGAAGCCACGAAUGAAAAUUUUUCUGCGUCAAAAGAAGGUGACUACCCAGAUGAUUGCCAAGAGCCUGGCCAAUGUAGGAUAUGAUUUAUAUAAACCUACCUUCACAAAUAAGCAGGUGAAAAUAACUUUUGGGUUCUCUUGCAAGAAUAAUAACCAGUUUGGAGUAAUGAUGUAUCAUAACAACCGACUCAUAAAGUCUUUUGAGAAGGUGGGAUGCCAGGUGAAGCCAACCCAUGGAGAAGGUGUGGGAGUAAUUGGAGUCAUCGAGUGCAAUUUCUUAAAACCUGCCUACAACAAACAAGACUUUGAGUACACCAAAGAGUACCGGUUGACAAUAAAUGCCCUUGCCCAGAAGCUCAAUGCUUAUUGGAAGGAAAAGACAUCCCAAGAGAAUUUGGAGACCUCAGCCAUUGCCAGGCCAAUACCGAAGAUUCCUGACCAGACAUGGGUACAGUGUGAUGAGUGUCUUAAAUGGAGGAAGCUUCCUGGCAAGGUUGAUCCAUCUACAUUACCUGCAAGAUGGUUUUGUUACUAUAAUUCCCAUCCGAAAUACAGGAGAUGCUCUGUUCCAGAGGAACAAGAACUCAUCGAUGAAGACCUGUACUUGAGCAAAGCUAAGAAACAAGAUCAAGCCGUUGAGAAGAAGAAGCUGCCAGUGGACAAUGAGAACCACCAGGUACUUGCUAAUCCACUGAAGAUCCCUGCUAUUCAAGAUAUGGAUGAAUUGAACAGUAAGACAAUUGGAUACGAGGGAAUGGACAGACCUAGCCGGCCUCCCUCUGUUGGAGAAGAAAGCAGGACACCUUCUCUUCAGCUUAAGCCUCUGGAUUCCAGUGUUUUUCAGUUUUCCAGUAAGUACAAAUGGAUCCUGGGAGAGGAGCCGGCGGAGAAACGAAGAAGGCUCCAGAAUGAGAUGACAACACCUCCUCUAGAUUAUUCAAUGCCUGGCCCUUACAGGAGGGUGGAGGCACCUGUCGCCUACCCAGAAGGGGAGAACAGCCAUGAUAAGUCCAGUUCCGAGAGAAGCACACCACCGUACCUUUCUCCAGAAUACCCAGACGCAAGCAAGAAUACCAGUCAGAGUAGGGAGGUGUCAGUCCUGUAUUCAGGGGCCCAAGACCAACACCAGGGGUCCCUGCUCCCUGAAGAAUUAGAAGAUCAGAUGCCAAGAUUGGUAGCAGAAGAAUCUAACAGAGGCAGCACAACCGUAAACAAGGAGGAAGUAAACAAGGGACCUUUUGUAGCCGUUGUGGGUGUUGCAAAAGGCGUUAGAGAUUCAGGAGCUCCCAUUCAGCUGAUCCCUUUUAACAGAGAGGAGCUGGCUGAGAGGAGAAAAACAGUGGAAUCUUGGAGCCCGGUGCCUUUUUCCUCCGUGGCCUCUGGUCCCGCCCCUGCCGCAGCCGCUGGGGAGAAGGGCCGGGGUUAUGAGGAGAGCGGAGGUCGCAGUACGCCAAAGAUGAAGAACCAAAGAGAGCUGGAAGAACUGAAAAGAACCACCGAAAAACUGGAACGCGUUUUGGCUGAGCGGAACUUGUUCCAGCAAAAGGUGGAGGAGCUGGAGCAGGAGAGGAAUCACUGGCAUUCUGAGUUCAAGAAAGUCCAGAGCGAGCUGGGGACCUACACCGCCCAGGAGACGGAAGGCUUGUACUGGAGCAAGAAACACAUGGGCUAUCGCCAAGCCGAAUUCCAGAUUCUGAAAGCUGAGCUGGAGAGGACCAAGGAAGAAAAGCAGGAACUCAAAGAGAAACUGAAGGAGACAGAGACGCACCUGGAAGUGCUGCAGAAGGCUCAGGGCUUUGGCAAAGCUUACGCGGCUGCGUAUCCACGUCAGCUAUCUCCUUACUUCUGUCCUCCCUCACUUGGAGCUUCGUGAGAUCGGGUUUGACUCAGAGCAAGUGGAUGGGAUCCUGUAUACGGUGCUGGAGGCAAAUCACAUACUGGAUUGAGCACCGGACUAUAUACUCUAUAUACCCUCCUAUACCCUACCCUACUCUUGUCUCCUCUCCUCCCCCCCCCCCCCCCUUCCUCUCUCUCCCUCUCCCCCUUUCCCUCUCCGCCCGCCCCCCC